Messenger RNA from Lizanozyma spartinae, 1143 nucleotides. RefSeq names its product TFIIH complex kinase subunit. Gene Ontology annotation, molecular function: cyclin-dependent protein serine/threonine kinase regulator activity. Bases 1 to 1143 code for a protein of 380 amino acids. The record is from RefSeq and is a predicted model, not a curated record. The transcript has a single exon. Gene Ontology annotation, cellular component: transcription factor TFIIK complex; nucleus. Gene Ontology annotation, biological process: regulation of transcription by RNA polymerase II; regulation of cyclin-dependent protein serine/threonine kinase activity. NCBI's taxonomy places the organism in Eukaryota, Fungi, Ascomycota, Pichiomycetes, Serinales, Debaryomycetaceae.
AUGUCCCUGGGGGGUUCUGAAACAGCUAAGAAACCCUAUGUUUCGAUUGAUGAUCUAUAUCGCAAAUCCACCCAAUUCCAAAUGUGGUCCUUCACCAAAUCAGCUUUAGAAGAGACUAAAAAGAAGGCUAAUGAAAAUGGGACCAAGGUAGCAAAACAACGACUUUUAAAUGAAUAUAAUAAUUUGAAGGAAUCAAACCGAACUUUAUUUGAACAGUAUCCUCAAGAACUAAACAUAGAUACGAUUUUUGAUCCGUUAACAUUUGAAGAAGAACAAAAGUACUUACAUUUCUAUUGUGAAAAGAUUAUCACCACUGCAGAUUUCUUCAAUAUGGCUACUCAAGUUAAAGCAACAGCCAUGUCCUUCUUUAAGAAGUUUUAUCUUGUUAAUUCAGUCAUGGAAUAUCAUCCUAAGAAUAUUUUGUAUACUUGUUUAUUCCUUGCUGCCAAACUGGAGUACUACUUUAUAUCCAUUGAAUCAUAUUGUAAGAUCCUUCCCAAAACUGAACCUAAAGAUAUAUUGGAUCUUGAGUUUAUAGUGUUGCUGAGUUUGAAGUUUACUUUACUUGUUUAUCAUCCAUUCCGACCACUAUACGGGUUCUUUCUUGAUUUCCAAGCAGUGUUGUUACAUCCUUCACCAUUGAUGUACGAUGUUAAUGUUGACAAAUUAGGUCAUUUGUAUAACCAAGCAAAGGAGUGGCUCAAUAAAUAUGCUAUCAUUAGUUAUGUGGGGUUUAUGUUUACUCCUCCUCAAAUAGCUUUGGCUGCUAUGUAUGAUAUCGAUAAGAGAAUCACCAAUAAGUACUUACAACGGAAAUAUCUUCGAGAACAAUUGGAUGCUAUAAAGGAAGAACAAGAUGAAAAAAAGGGCCAAGAUGAGCAAAAACACCAAGAUGAGCAAAAGCAUCAAGAUGAGCAAAAGGAUGAAGAAGUUACCGAUGAUAAUCAAUCAUUAGAAUCUCAACAAAGAACUCAAUAUGAAACAAUUGUUAGAACUAUUGUCAAAUGUAUUCGAAUAGCCAAAGCAGAGACUCAGACUUCUUUACAAGAAAGUAAAGAUAUAGACAGAAAAUGUUUCUUCACUUUGAACCCUGCAAAGAUGAUGAAUAAAAAGAUCAAAAAGUUAAGUUCAGGAACAGAAUAG